Racocetra persica is the source of this 1839-nucleotide messenger RNA. NCBI's taxonomy places the organism in Eukaryota, Fungi, Glomeromycota, Glomeromycetes, Diversisporales, Gigasporaceae. The record is from the annotation of a GenBank genome assembly.
AUGGACAAUGUUAAAUUAAUUGAGGAACUGCAAUCAGUACUAAAUGAUAUAAAAUCAAGAGGAAUCCAACUAGUCUCAGAUUGCCAGUCUGUGGCAAAAGAAGCCUUUGAAGUUUUAAAUUUGGCUGAUAUGGCGGAGCGAAAUAAGCAAAUAAUUAUGCCUCUUGCUCAACGCGUCAAGAAUCACAGCAUCUGGCUAAUAAACUCGAAUCCUCCAGAAGAAAGCUGCAAAGAUGCUUAUAAACAGUAUAUUACAAUUCUCGCUGAUAUCAAGGAGUACAUAGAAGAACUAAGAAAACCCGAAAAAUUUAGUAAAACAUUCCUCAUAAAGAUUACUAAAGCAUUUAACUUUCAACUACAUCCCCAGUUAUAUCAAGCCCUCGUAAGCUUCAUCGACAAUGUUAUUAUAGAGUUCUGUAAUACACUCAAGCUCAACCACAACGACGUUCUCUACCAAAAUACAAAAGACAUUAUGAGUAUACCUUUAAAUGUCAAAAUUUAUGAUGAAAUAAGUUCAAUUAGAAAAGGUAUUGAUGCACCUGAAUUUGAAUUGAACAAAACAAGACUGAAUUCUGAGCUUUUUUAUGAUGAAGAUGAAGAACCAGAAAUAAGAGGCAAAAUAAAGUGUAAGAUGUAUAUGAGUCAAAAGGUUGCAGUCAAGAAAAUUGAAAAUUACGAUGAGGUUAAGACUGUCGAUAACUAUGUUAUGAUUAUGUCAAAAUUAUCGUUUUGCAAUAAUAUUGAAAAAUUUAUUGGUACUCGUCACACUGGAUACGAAAUUUUUAUCGUUACAGAAUGGGCCGAAUAUGGAAAUCUUGCGGAUUUUCUCCGAAGCGAUAAAGAACUUCCAUGGUUAAAUAGGCUUAAAAUUGCAGAACAAAUUGCUAAUGCCUUAGAAUUUAUUCAUCAAGCGGAUAUUCUUCAUCAUGAUGUAACGAGGCAUGUAGACUUAAUGGUUGGCCUUUCCAGAAUUGAAGUUUUAGCAUCCAAUUACUUUUUAUGGGAGAUCGGAACGCGCAAAAUACCAUUUGAAGACAUCAAAGAGGACACAUUAGUCAGUAGACUCAUAACUGAAGGUCAUCGCCCAAAACCUGACCCUUCCGAUAAUGCACCUGUCGAGUAUAUCGACCUAAUUAAACUAGGAUGGUCAAAUGAUAAAAAUAAACGGCCGACUAUUGUAGAAUUAAGAAAAAAACUUCACAGUUUGACAAAACGAUAUCAAAACAGCUGCGGUCUUCUACCUGUCUCCCACGGCGGCUCGUCGUCAACAUCCACCUCUAAUGAGAUGGAAAUAGAUGAUACAAUAAAACCAUUAAGCGGACAUGGGGAGCACGAGAAAUUUUCAAUUAAAUAUGAGGAACAAGAGCUUCCGCCAAUCGGAGACAUAAUUAAAUUGCAUGGGGAAGGGAAGUAUAAUGAGGCUUUCCCACUAUUCAAACGAUAUGCGACGCUUUCACAUGCAGACAGUGCAAAAGCGAAAUUCUAUUGUGGUUAUUAUUUGCAUGGCGGUAAUAAGUAUGGCGUUCAAAAAGAUGAUAAUGUAGCAAUUGACUACCUACAUAAAGCAGCUGACGCUGGAAUAGUAGAGGCACAAAUAUAUUGCGCAGAAAUAUACCUUUUCUGCAAUAAUGAUUCAGAUGUUCAUAAUGAGAUGCUCGGCCUUAAGUAUUUAAGAAUGGCUGUUGAUCGUGAAAAUCGAAAAGCACUAGAAUAUUGGGCGGAUAUCUUAUAUAAUGGACGACUUGGUCAGGAUAUUAACAUAGAGGAAGCAAGAAAGUAUUGGGUGAAAGCAAUAAAGAAAGGAAGUACGGUCGCAGAAAAAUGGUUAAAGAAAAUCUGA